Molecule: messenger RNA, 2436 nt
Organism: Giardia duodenalis
Lineage: Eukaryota; Fornicata; Diplomonadida; Hexamitidae
Product: Ankyrin repeat protein 1
Exons: 1
Coding region: 1-2436 (811 amino acids)
Source: RefSeq, a predicted model, not a curated record
AUGGCGUUGCACCACCCUACUGCAGAUCAUUUCCAAGGUGUGCCUUCUGGAACGAUAGAGCUAAUCGCUACUCCAUCUAUUCUACUGACAGCCUCUUGCGUUGGCAAGUUGGCCGGUUUGCGUGCAAAGAAUUCCUUCAGCAAGCUACAUUAUUUCAAUAGAAGCUUUGGCACCUUGCGUCCAAGAUCCGCGUGGGUUUGUAGUGGAAAUGACGACUUAUCGUUUACAUUCCUUGCCACACUAGCUUGUAAAGAUAUCCAUGCUCAUGGCAUAACCGUGUCUAGAAGCUUGCUGCGGCUCGUUCACACGUGUUGCCGUCUCAGUACUAAAGUAACGGGUACUAUUAAAGGCGUAAGCGUUGUAAAGUAUAACGGAUCGCAAGGAAAAGGAUAUGAAGCUGUUUAUUAUAAACUGAAUAAUAGGAGUGUGGAGGAUGGAUUAGAUGGAUGCGGUAUCUCAACAGGCCAACCAAAUGUUCAGGAUGUCAAUCUAAUGAUUCCUACUGGCUUUGCUGUGCUAGAACGAGGAUAUCAGAGGCAUAACCAGUGGGCAAUCAAGUGGCCGCCCUUGGGCUGGGCAAGCGGUAUUAGUUGGUAUAUGAAACCGAUUACUAAACAGCGCAACGCUUCAGUGUCUGUAAAACACUAUAUCCCAUGCGGAAAGUACGGUAAUAAACGAGCAUGUGAAUACGAAUCUGGCAUGUAUCCAGCGGUUUCUGGAGGAUGCAGGCUACUGGGAUCUAGUGACUAUGGUGUGUGCGGUAUUAUAACACAAAGACACUCCGGUUUUUGUCAUCGAUUUUUGACUGUCUUGAGUAUGAAACGCUCCUUACGAAAAGGGUGCUCAGAACUAAACGGCAGGACUGCCAUGGCUCAAAACAAAAAUAUGGCCUGCAAUGAAAGCUUAUCGCUUAAGUGUAUCGUAGCCGGCCUCCAUUCAAACGAUGUAAAAGAAUUCUCGCAGAAUUCGACCGCGGUUACUGAUCGACCACAAUCCUCUGUCCAAUACUGCUCCAAAGAACGCCCUGAUGCUGCAAAGUGGAGUGCUAUCUAUGGAAGGCACUGUGGAGUGGGCGCUACAGGAGUAUGCGGCAGCUCUACUGCGGGAAACGCCAGCUACUCUACAGCAAGUGAUGAUGCGGCUGUAUGCUUAGCGCCGCUUCUGACCAUAGAUCAUGAGGCUUCUCACGUGACAGAGACCGGUGCUCCAUGCAAGUGGCUAGCCCCGCUUCAAACCUCGUAUCAAUUAAAAAGUGGUGCUAUGGCUGUAGAAUCUCCACAAUUGCCUGACAUCGCUGAAUCCACUAGUCAAGGUAGUGCAGUAGAUGUUCCUCAAUUUAAGCUUUUUACUGAGCGACCUCUCAGUGAGAUAUUCCAGCUAGACACCAUCUCAGAAAAUAUGGGAUUUCUUGUUCAGUAUCUGUUUUAUCGACCUUCAAGUUUCUUUUCUGAGGCACGAAAAGGCAGCGCCUCGCUAACAGACGCGGUAAAGACAUUCCUAGAAGGACUUGGGGGAAACGAGGAUUUAUGUAAUGCCCUUACUGUCAUUGCACACAGUGCAAGCGAACCGCAGCUCGAUGCGUUGGAAACGCUCCUCACAUAUACACACGAGGAUAAUUAUGUACUGAGCGAUUUGCGUAGCAUCUUGAUACGCCUACUGGCAGAGCAGUGUUGGAGAUCUCUCUCGGCUAAAGGCUAUUCGCAUGAUUACUGCAAUGCUCUAAGGGGUGUUAUUCCCACAGAAGUGGACAGUGGUGAGUGGGGGGCAGAGACGGACGGAUGGACUCCGUGGUUUAGAUACGUUGAGCAAGGGAACUACCCUGCUGUGCAGUGCUUGAUUGGGAGGUGCAAGGGAUCGUAUCUCAAUGUCUUUAUCUCUGCUAUGGGGUAUGGUCCCUGGCUUCCCACAGCCAUGAUGAUAACUGUGGUCCUAAGAAAUGCACGGCUCUUCGAUAUUUUGUCUGGUGUAGAGACGCGUCUGCAGGACAAGUGCUUGAGAUACACCGCUCUGAUGAUUGCAGUUCUACUAGGUUGGAAUCGUGCCGUAGAAGCACUUGCUCAUUCAAAAAUUAUUGCACGCAAAGCAGAAAAUAGUGAAAAAGUAGAGUCGCACGCGACAGUACAGCAAAGUGAAGUGGGAAUGCAGGACGUAAUGGGCAAAACAGCACUUGUUUGCGCAGUGGAGACAAAUAGAGUAGCAUACAUAGAUAUGCUUAUUGGUGAGGCAGGGCUGACUGAUGGAGUCGGAACGCCUGCCAUUGCAUACGCCAUGGAUCCUGUCAAAAUGAACAUUUUUAAAAAGCUUCUGCCACUGGAGUGCAAGUGUAAAGACUCAGUUGGAAACAGCAUAUUGUAUUAUGCAAACAAGGCAAAGAUAAAGCAUUUCUCGCAGCUUGUGUUGGAUGCAUUGAGUUCUUCGAAGUAUAAAGUUGAGUGA